UGGUGCUCAAGUUACAUACAGCAGUUACUUCACGACGCCUUUUCACUUUGACAGGAGUAAGAGAUCGUGUGGCUGAAUGCUGGAGCCAGCCAGGCUUUACUGUGAGGUCGCGCUCUUCUCCUGAGCCUCUUAGCCGUUUCCUCUGUACGCAUAACACCAUAUUAAGCCGCUCACUAUACCUAGUGUUAAAGGGCGCACUUUACUUGGCGACUGGCUUUUACCAACCGAGGGAGCAGCCAGGACUGGGCAACAGGGUAUAGCUCACAAGAUGCCGCGAUAUCCAGCGUUUUGAAGGUGGGCUAUCUGCACUGGAUUUGACGCGGACGAAGGGGACGGCCAAGGCUUUCCGGUGGCCAGGGAACAGCGAUGCAAAUUGAGCUGCAACGCAGCAGGCAACAGUAUGCGGUACCAGGACGUAGGGCUCAGCCGUCAAAGGCACUCUUUUUAAGCCUACAUGAUGAGGUCCUGGGAUUUGAGAUACCAAGACGCCGUCGAACAUGUCUUACGAGGCCAAGAGAACACUUGGACCUCUGGUUCCUUCCUUCCUCGAAGAGUGCAACACACAGUCAUAUGACACUUGAUGAGCCCGAUAAUGAAGAGGAAGCUCUGGUGGCCGCAGCCCUUUUCGACCUUAAGAACGUAGAGAGGGCAAGCGCUUCCGUGCCAUUGAACGGCAGGCCCUCGCCAUCUGCGGAAAUCCCUCCAUCCAAACGCAACGGCAGCCUCCCACUCUUCGGCUCCAGCGGCCGCAAUGCAGCGUCGGGCGCUUCGAACUGGCAGCCUGGAGUGGGCCCAGCUAAGCGCCGUCGCAGCCCGGAUCUGUAUGCAGAGGAGGAGGAGUACGUUGAUGCAGAGUGCGGGCAUGGAGAGCGGCGUAGCCACUCUCCUUCAGGAGGGUCUUCGAUGGACGAUGGUGAACCUCAGCGCCAGCCUACAAGCUUGCUGCGUGGCGCUCGGCACCCUACUGCUGCUUCGGGCAGCAGCGCCCGGGGCAUCCCUAGCUCCCAAGUGCAUCCUCCGUACCCACACCCGGUGGCCAAUGGUCGCCUCCCCCAUAGCGACGGUCGUGCAGCGGGUGCACGUGGCGUCGAUCGCCAUGCGGACCAGCAUGCACCCCCUGGGAAGCCCACUAGGAUGUUGCAUGGAGCAGUAGCAGCAGCUGCUGGCGGCAGUGGCAGUGACGUGGCCGGCAGAGGCAGCGGCAGCUUGUCGCCUAGUGAGCCAGACGGCCCCCCGUACGGCCAUGCACCACAGCACACGGCACGGACUGGGAUCAGGCCGCCAGGCCCGCUUGCCAGGUUAGCCGCCGGCGGCAGCGGUGUCGUUCCGCCGGCAGCAGCCAUACAGCCGCAAGUGGCAUUGGGCGCUGCUGCUGCGGCACCUACCACAACAGCGCGCAAUCGGGGGCUGGUCCCAAACAGCACCUCAACAGCAGCUGCGUUGAAGGCCGAGACUGGCGGUGAGAUCGGACUGGGGCCGCAGGAACCAGCCAGCGACGAUGCAGGGGUGAGCCCAGGCGCCGCCGAGGCCCCUGGGUGGCAUCCGGGUGGUGGCGAGGGAGCGCAGCCGGAGCGGGCUGACUCUCGGGGUGGCGCGGUAUCGCCUAGCAGCGGCGCUGCGGCUGCCGCCGCCAAGUCGGAACCGUGCGACAAUCAUCCCAGCUCAGGUGCUGAUGGCGGUGGCGGUGGGUUGCGCGGUAGCGCUGGCCGAGUAGGCGAUGCUGCUUGCUCCACCCAGCCGCCAUCAGCCUUGCCGAGCUUGCUAGCCACAAGGGUUCCGGGAACGGGAGCAGCAGCAGCAGCGGGGCACCUGCCGCCGCCGCCGGUUCCGGCUCAUCCACUAGCGGAGCUGCUUGCGAGCACGGGCGGCGCAGGCGGGCCGCUCGGGCCGUGGGGCCCCCUGGCUGGGUUGUUGCCUGGAGGCCCGCAGUGGGGAUCACAAGCUGCUGCGGCAGCGGCAGAGCUGAUGGCUAAGAGUCUGUCCGAUGCCAGUAAAGCCGCCGCGGCCGCCGGCAUGGAGCCGUUGCCGGGAACUCCGCCGCAACAUGCGCACUUGCACCACCUGCAUCAGCUGCAACUGCAACACCAACAACAGCAUCAACAAGCGGCAUUGAAAGCGGCGGCGGCGGCAGCCGCCGCUGCUGGCGGAGGCCCCAAUGCUGCGCUGGCUGCCGCCGCAGCGGCGGGGCUGCCGCCAGCUAGCUUGGAGUACCUGAGGGCGUUGCAUGGCGGCGGCGCUGCGUCUGCUGUGCUGGGGGCCCACCCGCUGGCGUUACAGGCUGCGGCCGCGGCGGCUGUGACCUGUGCACCGGCGGCUGGCGUCAUGAGCGCUGAUGCCUCUGGGCAAGAAGGUCAAGGCGGGCAUGGAGCGGCAGCGGCGCAGCAGCAGGCCCCGGCGGCCGGUGGCGUCCCGGAUCUUGCCGUGACACGCGGCGGCGGUAUGCCGUUCCGGCGUUGCGCACAACAUGUCUAUAUAGCGCACUUUAUUGCGCGGCAGCAGCAACUACAGCAGCAGCAACAACAACAACAGGUGCAGCAUCGCUCGCAGCUAGCACCUUUGCUACGACAUCCAUCCACCGGCGCUGCUGCGAGCGGGAGCCCUCAUCGGAGACCGGCUGCGGGCGGAGAUGCUGCCACAGCUGCGGGCACCUUGAGCGGCGACGACGAUCCUCCGUCGCCACCGCUGCCGCCACCGCAGCCAUCUGAGGCGGGUGGUGCCGCUAGUACCGGCGGCAGCCGUAAUCCCCAUCAGUCCCGUGCUCCACCGCCACAGCAACGGUUGCAUCAACAGCGGCAUCAACAACAGCACGCAUCACCGUCGGGGGAUGGAGCCUCACCUAGCCAUACCAAUGGCGCCGCUACAGCCCCCGCUUGCAAUGGAAACCUUUCCAAUGGUGUUCCCAACGGAAAACAUGGCUCCAUGCAUGCGGACACAGGUGGUUCCUCAGCCCCCAACGCAUCUACCCUAGGGCCAACCAGUGCAAGGUCCCUGUCGUCGGCUGCUUGUCCCCAUCCCCACUCCCAUCAACAACCGCAACACCAGCACCCGCACUCGCAUCACCACCAUCCGCAACAGCCCUACUCCGCGGCUGCCGCCCUCAACGCAGCUGCCGCUGUCGCAGCUGCGGCGGCCGCUUCCGGCCAGGGCCCCACCGGUCCCUUGCUUCCCUCGCCUCCCGGCUUUCCGCUUCCCUCCCCAGCUGUCGCAGCCGCCAUGAUGGCUGCUGCCGCGAGCGGCGGGCUGCCCGGCGUGCAGGCGGCAGCAGCUGCAGCAGCGCAGCAACAACAGGCAGUAGCAGCUGCAGCAGUGGCGGCGGCAGCCGCCGCUGCCGCUGCUUCCGCCGGACCGCUGGUGCUACCUCGCCCGGGGCCAGGGCCGCCGCCCCCGCCGGGAGUUGCGCCUCCGCUGCCGCCCCACAUAGCGCAGCUGCUGAUGGGGGCACCUGGGGGACCCGCACAGGGCGCGCCAUCUGCUGCCGCGGCAGCUGGCUACGGUCUGCCCUCCUUCGUUGCUGGGUUGGCUGCUGCUCCCUUUGCCGGAGGCGGCGUCGUGGCGCCGCCGCCGUCAGCCGCGGCUGCAGCCGCCGCUGCGGCAGCAGCAGCAGCGGCUGCUGGCAGCGGAGGGCCUUUUGGCCCUGGAGGCGCAGCUGCGCUGAGUGCUGCUGCCGUAGCCGCGGCUGCCGCAGGGGGCGUGUUGCCGCCCGGCGCAGGGGCGGCAGCGUCGCAACUGGCGCCUUUCUUUGGCGGCGCCUUGCCGCCUCACUUUGCUGCUGCUGCGGGGGCGCCGGGGGCUGUCGUACUCUCCCAGCACUUGGCGCAGGCCGCGCACCAUCACCACCAUCUGGCCGGUCCUGCAAUGGCAGCUGCUUGGCAGCAGCAGCAGCAGCAGCAACAACAACAACAAGCGUGACAGUAGCUUGCAGUGUCAUGUGCAAGGCACGUAAGGCAUGAGUGCUGCCGCCAAAGGGUGUGAGGAAGCGUCCUUUGACGCUUGGAUGCCUUGGUGUGGCGGGGAGAGUGAUUACGGACGUAAAAGAAAUGACGCGUCAUGUGCGGUCAUGAGUGCAAGAGCGUUAGGUGUCUGGUAGGAGAGAGGUGUUGUUUACCUAGCGAGGAAGGUAACUAAAGAGGGAUACCACUCUUUUUUAGUAGUACGUGAGCAUUCGGUGUGGUUGCGUAUGUGACGUGGGCCAACAAUUUCGAAAGUAUGGGGUGUUGCGCGGAGGGCAGCUAGUAGUGUAUUGCCCAAAUUAUCCAUGCUUUCGAGUUGCCUGGCUUUUUCCUUCCUUCUGUUGUUUUGCACGCACACAAAACACGCCUCGGUAACUAGGCGACUAAAAACCGUAAGCGGACGCAAUUACUAUAUCAUCACACGCAUGGAUAGACACCCGUGAACGGCAGUUGACAGACGGCCACCACAGGACUGGUUUAGCGGCAUCCGGAGUGUGACACGUCCGGGGGUUGCAUGGAUGGUGCUACGAGAAUCCUCUUUACGCAAGAUAGGAAUCUGCUGUGUCAUGUCCUGUCGAGUUGACAGAAGUGUGGUAGGUUUUGGAACAGCUUCUACGGAGGGCGAGAUGAGAGGACGCUCUAUGUAUUCAAUCUUGCAGGGUGAAUGUCCCCGAAAGUAUCAUGGUGGUAUCAGAACGCACAGCGGUUCACUAGUAUGGAGGCAUGUGUGCUUGAGCGCGGCUGCAGUUGCUUGGGGGCUGUGAAAGCGAGCGAGUGCCCGAGGGGAAGAUUUAGUGGCUUCAUGCCCCUAAUGCGUGAUGCAACAAACCUUACGGACGCAUGUUUGUUUCUAUGCUGAGCGCUGCUGCAGCUGUUAUGCACCCCGAAGACGACUUAACCUGCGUUUGGCAUUACUAGCCUUCCGGGCACGGUUACCUAAGCUGUGCUGUUCGUCGUUGCUGUGUUGCCACACCCCCUUUCGGACCAGUGAGUGUACGGCGGCCCUUAGGGUGACGUGAAUUGGUUAGGUAGGUUUUGCUGGGGAUUUUUGCAUGACGACAAACAGUGUGCAGUAUUAGCCAUGUGUCAUAGAAGGAAAAUGAAUAUUCAGGUAUUAGAGCUUAGGCUAUGUAUUUCAACCUGCCUGUCCCAAAGCUGUGUGGAAAUGACACAUGCCACGUCUUCUUUGUGGCAAUACAUGCAUUGUGUUUUUUGAGGCAAGCGGUGUCGAGGACGGCUCGCGAGAAAGAGGGGUGCGACGAGAGCGCAGGCAAGAGAGCGUCUGGUGCUCAAGCA
This is a messenger RNA of Astrephomene gubernaculifera, 5246 nucleotides long. NCBI's taxonomy places the organism in Eukaryota, Viridiplantae, Chlorophyta, Chlorophyceae, Chlamydomonadales, Astrephomenaceae. The record is from the annotation of a GenBank genome assembly.